AUGUCAAGCAUCCACAAACUCAAACGAGCCUUACACUGGGUUCAAACCCCAAUAAUCAUCAACGCCCCGAUGAGUGGCGCGGCAACCAGCGACCUCGCAGUAGCUGUCACCCGUGCAGGCGGACUAGGGCAGAUCGGCUUCCUAGACAGCAAACGUUCUCUGGCAGGGCAGCUCGAACGAGCCAAACACCAACUACAAGACGUCAUGAACACGCGCAAAGAUACCCCGGAGCCUGUACUUCCAGUCGGCGUGGGGAUGAUAGUCUUUGAUUCUCCGGUUACGCAUUGGCUUUCACUCUUUUCCAAGUACAAGCCGGCUGUAGUCUGGUUGUCUUUCGCUGCGACAGACGAAUUCAAGCUCUGGACGGAGGGGAUCCGAAAGGUGUCACCGUACACUCAGGUCUGGAUUCAAGUGGGCAGUGUGAGUGCCGCAGUGGAAGCUGCUCGGGUUUGUCGCCCGGAUGCCCUGGUGCUCCAGGGGAGUGAUGCCGGUGGACAUGGACAUGCACUUGGGGCGAGUGUUAUCUCGCUUUUACCUGAAGUGGCGGAUGUGUUGCGAGAUCGGGGCAUUGAAGAUGUUUCACUCAUUGCGGCUGGGGGCAUUAUGGAUGGGAGAGGUGUUGCUGCUGCGAUGAUGCUCGGUGCUGCUGGGGUGGUGAUAGGGACGCGGUUUCUCGGGGCUGAAGAGACGGAGUUGCCGCAUCAGUUUCGGCAAGCGGUUUUUGAUGCUUCGGAUGGUGGACAAGCUACAGUGAGAUCGAGGGUCUUUGAUGAGAUGUGGGGACCUAGUCCAUGGCCGGAGUUGUAUGAUGGACGAUGCUUGAGGAAUAGCAGUUAUGACUACGUCAAGAGAGGGAUGAGUAUGAGUGAUAUGCGGAUACAGUUGCACCGCGAUCUUCAGGAUGCUCGGGGCCAGCAGCUCGACUUCAAGGAAACUGUCACAGUUUGGGCUGGCACGGGUGUAGGCAUGGUUAAGAAGAGUGAGAGGGCAGCUGAUAUGGUUGAACAAGUGCAGUCUGAGGCACGGAGAAGGCUGCAAGAUGCAAGUUCUUGGCUCUAG
Aspergillus pseudonomiae is the source of this 1059-nucleotide messenger RNA. RefSeq names its product nitronate monooxygenase. The record is from RefSeq and is a predicted model, not a curated record. The transcript has a single exon. Gene Ontology annotation, molecular function: nitronate monooxygenase activity. Lineage: Eukaryota; Fungi; Ascomycota; Eurotiomycetes; Eurotiales; Aspergillaceae. The coding region runs from base 1 to 1059 and encodes 352 amino acids.